GAUGAUGUACGUACGUGGUGGGGAUAGGGACACCCGCCUGGUUCAGGCAUAGAUUUAGUAGCUUGCCUGUACAACAGGAGUGGGGACUGUGGCAGAUCUGCACAGCAUACAUGCCUAGUGAAAGAACGACUUGCGAAAUUUACCGAGAUAUUAGUCAGGGGUCCGGUGUCUUCCAUGCCACCCGUGCCUUUGCCGUGAUCGGAUCGCUGCUGCUCAUCGCUGGUGUAGCUCUGGCCUGCUUCGCCGUGUGCAGGAACUCCAACAAAGACAAGAGGAAAUAUGGUGCCCUGAUCAUUGCUGGAGGGGCCUGUGGGGUAAUUGCUGUCGCCAUCUUUGGGGUGAGAAUGUGGAUUGCCAUCGGGGCGGUCGUGUGGGUCCCUUACGGCUACUCCUUCCACCUGACCUGGGUGCAGGCGUUGGUAACGUUCGGUGGAGGAGCCGCCAUCAUCAAAGCUGGGUGCAGGAACGCAGAGAAUGAGCAACCAAUGCAUCGUGAAGAAGUUAUUGCCAUGAGAGAGUCUAUUAUUUAAUCAUUAUAAUUAUUUAUUGAGAAGAAGGAAGAGGAAGAAACAGAGAGGAAGAAAGUGACCUAAAACAUGAACAAUACCUGAACCCCUGUGAAGGCAAACUUAAAAAAGAAAAGCCCGCAUAUCUCGUGUUUCACAUCUCAUUUCCGUUCUCUAAAUGAUGUAUACAUGCACUGUCAAUCAUAUAUAUGCAUAAAUUAACAACCAAUUAGCUAUAGCUUGCUGGAUUUG
Branchiostoma floridae (Florida lancelet) is the source of this 758-nucleotide messenger RNA. RefSeq lists its product as uncharacterized. The record is from RefSeq and is a predicted model, not a curated record. The transcript has 3 exons. Gene Ontology annotation, cellular component: plasma membrane. NCBI's taxonomy places the organism in Eukaryota, Metazoa, Chordata, Leptocardii, Amphioxiformes, Branchiostomatidae. The coding region runs from base 111 to 530 and encodes 139 amino acids.